GAUACCGCUGUUCGCACAUGGAGCAGAGGUAGGUAGGUAAUUAAUUGUAUUGGGGAGGUCUAUUGUAUUCUCAUCUUUAUCUUCAUUUCCUCUCGCUGGCGUGCACCUUCUUGCUUGACCUUGCCGACGACUUUACUCUUUCCACAACUACCUUGGCAUUUUGGGAUUUCCCAGUCACCACACCAUCGCAUACACACACACACACACACGAACUCUUGUUUUCACUCGAACCACAUCAGCUGUUGUAUCCAACCACACACAUACAUACACGCAACCCAUACCGACACUCACACUCAAUUCAACAGCUCGCCAAUCUACUACUGGACUCUGUGUCAUUGUUGGACACCAUCUGAAUGGAGAGUUGCAAACCAAAAGCUUGAAACAAUCUCAUCUGUACAAUCAAUCAAUCUAUCUCUCUACCGUUAUUACACCAGGUCUUCUUCAUUGCACAUUCAACUGACCCUUGUUCACUCCGCAUUUUCCGCCGUCGCUGACCUUUUCGUUUGUCUUGCUAUUUCUUCAUGGCACUUGUAUCAAAUUAUUUCAAUUCACUUUGCCAUUAUCCAGCCCAGAAUAUAAGAUUCGCCUUGACUUGGAUUCACUUGAUUCUUGGCUUGGCUUCACUUGAUUUCACUUGACUCAUCAUAUUGGGCGUUAAUCCCUUUUCUUAGAAAGCCUUCGCAAAGAAAGAACUUGCAACUUCCCCCACAACCACGACAAACCAACAACAUCAAGGUAGUGUAACCCAACUCUUAAUUUUUGCACAGCCUUCUAUAUCUCUUCCUCUCGUGAUAAACCCCGGCCAACCAAAAUUCGCCGUCGUAGCUCAACAUCAUGGCGCCUCACUCUGUAGGUCCUGAACCUGAAGAGUUAUCUCGUGCCAUCAGCGAGCUCGAUUUGACCGUCUUACGCGGGGUCGAUGGAGCUACGGAUGAAUCCGACAUCAAAAUGGGCAAGCGCUAUACAAGAGAUCAGCUGUUGAGUAUUCGUUCAAAGUCGAGCUCCAGCGACGAUGAGAGAAUUCAUAUCAACAUCCCCGAGAUUGCGACCGGUGUAAAAACACCACCAGCCCCCCCAAGAGUCCCACCCCCAACCCCAGACCAUUUAUCAGUUACCCCCGCUUCUGGUACAAACACGCCAGUUGCUAGACUCCCCGUCACUCCUGAAGAGUCCGACAAGAAGGAGGAAGGCGCAGUUAAUGGAGGCGCAGAGGGUGACGCAAAAGUCACUGAAGGUGGAGAGGGUGAACCCAAGAAAAAGAAGAAGAAGAGCGGUGGAAAGAAAAAGGCAGCAGGCCCAACGGGAUUUGAGGAAUUCUAUGCCGACCCACCUCUUACUCCAGAUGAAUAUGAAGAAGAAUGUGAUAUUUACCACAAAGGCCGAACAUUCGCUGCGCGUAUUGAGACAUGCAUUCAGCGAUACAGAGCACGACGCAAGUUUGAUAGCACUCGUGCGAAUAUUCUUACAAAGUAUUUUGCUUUGGGUGGAAUCGAAUCUGGCGCCAAAACUUUCAAUGGUGGUCUCGAUCAAGAAACUUUAGACAACUCCACUGCAGCUGAAAUCGCCGCUAUUCAAGCUACAGACUUUGUUCGAGCUAGCAACGCUAAAUACUAUGAUCCCUCAGAUACCGAGAAUUGGGUUGUGGAUUGGGAGGGAGUUGCCAAGGGCUUCCUAUCUUACAGAGCCCCUAGAAUACUUGGUGAUGGAGCAGAGGAAGUUACUAUGUUUUGCGGAGUGGUUAAAAACUUCCUGAACUACGUCUUGGCUCAUGAGGUAUGUAAAGAAUACACUAAAGAAGUCAUGGCCGCUCGGCGAUUAUGUGACGUAGCUGAAAGGGAAUUCGAUGCAAUCCGAUGUCUCCGUCAAAUGUUUCCCGGCGACUUCACUGUAGCCGCUUCAACACUGUUUGGUGAAAACUACAAGCGUCACUUUGAGAUCAAUUCGGCAUGGGCUAAUCCCGAGGACGACUUGAGUCAAUGGAAUACCAACAUACCGGUACUUAGUCUGCCUGUUUGUCAAUUUGUCUUUGGAGGGAUUGUUGCCUUCAUUGGCGACAAGAGCCACUUUGAUAAAGCCAAGAAUGGUGAUAUUCAUGUCGUGACAAUUGAAACCAGAUUCAUAGAGGUGGCAGAUGUUCAUCGUGCUUCGGCAAACGUGGUUAAAGAGUUCUCGCAUGUUAAAGAUCCUCGAGGAUUGGGUGCUCUAAAACCAAUCGGAAAGCUUUUAUGCAAAUCUUGGGAAGGUCCCGGCUUUGCCUAUGAAGACAAGACGGACGAUGGAAUCGAUGAACUUGACGAUUCCAUCGAAGAGUUCUGGAUUGAGGACGAAAUUUUACAACAAUGCUACCCGGGUCUUAAACUUGAAGUGGUUGUUCAUGAGCUUAACAUCGGAGUCAAAUAUUUUGAUCAAGUCGUGGAAUUCUUUCCUUCUUUCCAUCUUUACCUUCCGAAUGAGAAGAUGAUGGGAUGGAAAGAACCUGUUCCUAAUGAGAGACCGCCACCAACCGAGGACGACCCCGAUGCGGAGGAGAAAGUCAUGAAUGCCAUUGCAAAUGAUGCUGCCAAUGAGAUAGAACGUAUCUAGAACUUUAGCGUUGAUAUUCAUUGCGUUGACGAUUCAAGCACACGUGAUGAUGCUUUCUGUGAGCUUCAUUUAGUUUCAUGGUUCGUUUUCUGGGGGAAGUCUGAUUUACUUCUCUUACGGCUGGCAAAGUCUGUUAUAUUUCAAAUGGUCUUCAUAUCAGCAUUGAUAGGGCGAAUGGUAUUCUGCGUGGAUAUGCAAUUUGAUGAGGUACGACCAGAAAUAUGAUGGCAAGGUCGGGUUCCAUAGAAUGGAGGAGUUAAUUUGGAGGAAGAUUCAAAAUAGGAAGAUAUUUGGAGUCAGGGAUGAAAAAACGAUGCACAUUAGGAAGGGAAAUAAAUGGGUCAGCAAUCUGGCAAAGUCACUUCUGGCUUUGAAAAUAAACUACUGAAUAACA
Botrytis cinerea B05.10 is the source of this 2977-nucleotide messenger RNA. RefSeq lists its product as hypothetical. The record is from RefSeq and is a predicted model, not a curated record. NCBI's taxonomy places the organism in Eukaryota, Fungi, Ascomycota, Leotiomycetes, Helotiales, Sclerotiniaceae. The transcript is spliced from 8 exons. Bases 835 to 2583 code for a protein of 582 amino acids. Gene Ontology annotation, biological process: regulatory ncRNA-mediated gene silencing. Gene Ontology annotation, cellular component: ARC complex.